UCCUGCCUGAGCCUCGGCCCAACAAAAUGGCGGCGGCAGCGGUGUCGCUUUGUUUCCGUGGCUCCUGCGGCGGUGGCAGCGGUAGCGGCCUUUGAGCUGUGGGGAGGUUCCAGCAGCAGCUACAGUGACGACUAAGACUCCAGUGCAUUUCUAUCGUAACCGGGCGCGGGGGAGCGCAGAUCGGCGCCCAGCAAUCGCAGAAGCCGACAAGGCGUUCAAGCGAAAACAUGACCGCUGAGCCCAUGAGGUAAAACGCAAUCCCGUCUCAUGGGCCCCAGCGGUCUGGGCCCAGGCACCGCCUGAGUCGGGUGUUUGGGAAGGCGUUCGCUUGGUGGGUUAGGCCUGUGUGUUGCUUAGCCGAAAGAGGCAUCGUUUUCUCUUUAGUGAAAGCAAGUUGAAUACAUUGGUGCAGAAGCUUCAUGACUUCCUUGCACACUCAUCAGAAGAAUCUGAAGAAACAAGUUCUCCUCCACGACUUGCAAUGAAUCAAAACACAGAUAAAAUCAGUGGUUCUGGAAGUAACUCUGAUAUGAUGGAAAACAGCAAGGAAGAGGGAACUAGCUCUUCAGAAAAAUCCAAGUCUUCAGGAUCGUCACGAUCAAAGAGGAAACCUUCAAUUGUAACAAAGUAUGUAGAAUCAGAUGAUGAAAAACCUUUGGAUGACGAAACUGUAAAUGAAGAUGCAUCUAAUGAAAAUUCAGAAAAUGAUAUUACUAUGCAAAGCUUGCCAAAAGGUACAGUGAUUGUACAGCCAGAGCCAGUGCUGAAUGAAGACAAAGAUGAUUUUAAAGGGCCUGAAUUUAGAAGCAGAAGUAAAAUGAAAACUGAAAAUCUCAAAAAACGCGGAGAAGAUGGGCUUCAUGGAAUUGUGAGCUGCACUGCUUGUGGACAACAGGUCAAUCAUUUUCAAAAAGAUUCCAUUUAUAGACACCCUUCAUUGCAAGUUCUUAUUUGUAAGAAUUGCUUUAAGUAUUACAUGAGUGAUGAUAUUAGCCGUGACUCAGAUGGAAUGGAUGAACAAUGUAGAUGGUGUGCAGAAGGUGGAAACUUGAUUUGUUGUGACUUUUGCCAUAAUGCUUUCUGCAAGAAAUGCAUUCUGCGCAACCUUGGUCGAAAGGAGUUGUCCACAAUAAUGGAUGAAAACAACCAAUGGUAUUGCUACAUUUGUCACCCAGAGCCUUUGUUGGACUUGGUCACUGCAUGUAACAGCGUAUUUGAGAAUUUGGAACAGUUGUUGCAGCAAAAUAAGAAGAAGAUAAAAGUUGACAGUGAAAAGAGUAAUAAAGUAUAUGAACAUACAUCCAGAUUUUCUCCAAAGAAGACUAGUUCAAAUUGUAAUGGAGAAGAAAAGAAAUUAGAUGAUUCCUGUUCUGGCUCUGUAACCUACUCUUAUUCCGCACUAAUUGUGCCCAAAGAAAUGAUUAAGAAGGCAAAAAAACUGAUCGAGACCACAGCCAACAUGAACUCCAGUUAUGUUAAAUUUUUAAAGCAGGCAACAGAUAAUUCAGAAAUCAGUUCUGCUACAAAAUUACGUCAACUUAAAGCUUUUAAGUCUGUGUUGGCUGAUAUCAAGAAGGCUCAUCUUGCAUUGGAAGAAGACUUAAAUUCAGAGUUUCGAGCGUUGGAUGCUGUAAAUAAAGAGAAAAAUACCAAAGAGCAUAAAGUCAUAGAUGCUAAGUUUGAAACAAAAGCACGAAAAGGAGAAAAACCUUGUGCUUUGGAAAGGAAGGAUAUUUCAAAGUCAGAAGCUAAACUUUCAAGAAAACAGGUAGAUAGUGAGCACAUGGAUCAGAAUGUUCCAACAGAGGAACAAAGAGCAAAUAAAAGUACCGGUGGUGAACAUAAGAAAUCUGAUAGAAAAGAAGAACCUCAGUAUGAACCUGCCAACACUUCGGAAGACUUAGACAUGGAUAUUGUGUCUGUUCCUUCCUCAGUUCCAGAAGACAUUUUUGAGAAUCUUGAGACUGCAAUGGAAGUUCAGAGUUCAGCUGAUCAUCAAGGGGAUGGCAGCAGUGGAACUGAACAAGAACUGGAGAGUGCAUCUGUAAAAUUAAAUAUUUCUUCAAAAGACAACAGAGGAGGUAUUAAAUCAAAAACUACAGCUAAAGUAACAAAAGAAUUAUAUGUUAAACUCACCCCUGUUUCCCUUUCUAAUUCCCCAAUUAAAGGUGCUGAUUGUCAGGAAGUUCCACAAGAUAAAGAUGGCUAUAAAAGUUGUGGUCUGAACCCCAAGUUAGAGAAAUGUGGACUUGGACAGGAAAACAGUGAUAAUGAGCAUUUGGUUGAAAAUGAAGUUUCAUUACUUUUAGAGGAAUCUGAUCUUCGAAGAUCCCCACGUGUAAAGACCACACCCUUGAGGCGACAGACAGAAACCAACCCUGUAACAUCUAAUUCAGAUGAAGAAUGUAAUGAAACAGUUAAGGAGAAACAAAAACUACCCGUUCCAGUGAGAAAAAAGGAUAAGCGGAAUUCUUCUGACAGUGCUAUAGAUAAUCCUAAACCUAAUAAAUUGCCAAAAUCUAAGCAAUCAGAGACUGUGGAUCAAAAUUCAGAUUCUGAUGAAAUGCUAGCAAUCCUGAAAGAGGUAAGCAGGAUGAGUCACAGUUCUUCUUCAGAUACUGAUGUUAAUGAAAUCCAUACAAACCAUAAGACUUUGUAUGAUUUAAAGACUCAGGCGGGGAAAGAUGAUAAAGGAAAAAGGAAACGAAAAAGUUCUACAUCUGGCUCAGAUUUUGAUACUAAAAAAGGCAAAUCAGCUAAGAGCGCUAUAAUUUCUAAAAAGAAACGACAAACCCAGUCUGAGUCUUCUAAUUAUGACUCAGAAUUAGAAAAAGAGAUAAAGAGCAUGAGUAAAAUUGGUGCUGCCAGAACCACCAAAAAAAGAAUUCCAAAUACAAAGGAUUUUGACUCUUCCGAAGAUGAAAAACACAGCAAAAAAGGAAUGGAUAAUCAAGGGCACAAAGGUUUGAAGACCUCGCAAGAAGGAUCGUCUGAUGAUGCUGAAAGGAAACAAGACAGAGAGAAUUUCUCUUCAGCAGAAGGCACAGUUGAUAAAGACACGACCAUCAUGGAAUUAAGAGAUCGACUUCCUAAGAAGCAGCAAGCAAGUGCUUCCUCUGAUGGUGUCAGUAAGCUUUCUGGGAAAGAGGAGAGUUUUACUUCUUUGGAUGUCAGAAAAGUUGCUGAAACUAAAGAAAAGAGCAAGCAUCUCAAAACCAAAACAUGUAAAAAAGUACAGGAUGGCUUAUCUGAUAUUGCUGAGAAAUUCCUAAAGAAAGACCAGAGUGAUGAAACUUCUGAAGAUGAUAAAAAGCAGAGCAAAAAGGGAGCUGAAGAAAAAAAGGAAAUUUCAGACUUUAAGAAAAAAGUAAUUAAAAUGGAACAACAGUAUGAAUCUUCAUCUGAUGGCACUGAGAAGUUACCUGAGCGAGAAGAAAUUUGUCAUUUUCCUAAGGGCAUAAAACAAAAUAAGAAUGAAACAACUGAUGGAGAAAAGAAAGGUAAAAAAAUAAGAGAGAAAACUUCUAAAAAGAAGGAUGAAUUAUCUGAUUAUGCUGAGAAAUCAACAGGGAAAGGAGAUAGUUGUGACUCUUCAGAGGAUAAAAAGAGUAAGAAUGGAGCAUAUGGUAGAGAGAAGAAAAGGUGCAAGUUGCUUGGAAAGAGUUCAAGGAAGAGACAAGAUUGUUCAUCAUCUGAUACUGAGAAAUAUUCCAUGAAAGAAGAUGGUUGUAACUCUUCUGAUAAGAGAUUGAAAAGAAUAGAAUUGAGGGAAAGAAGAAAUUUAAGUUCAAAGCGAAAUACUAAGGAAAUACAAAGUGGCUCAUCAUCAUCUGAUGCUGAGGAAAGUUCUGAAGAUAAUAAAAAGAAGAAGCAAAGAACUUCAUCUAAAAAGAAGGCAGUCAUUGUCAAGGAGAAAAAGAGAAACUCCCUGAGAACAAGCACUAAAAGGAAGCAAGCCGACAUUACAUCCUCAUCUUCUGAUAUAGAAGAUGAUGAUCAGAAUUCUAUAGGCGAGGGAAGCAGUGAUGAACAGAAAAUUAAGCCCGUGACUGAAAAUUUAGUGCUGUCUUCACAUACUGGAUUUUGCCAAUCUUCAGGAGAUGAAGCCUUAUCUAAAUCAGUGCCUGUCACAGUGGAUGAUGAUGAUGACGACAAUGAUCCUGAGAAUAGAAUUGCCAAGAAGAUGCUUUUAGAAGAAAUUAAAGCCAAUCUUUCCUCUGAUGAGGAUGGAUCUUCAGAUGAUGAGCCAGAAGAAGGGAAAAAAAGAACUGGAAAACAAAAUGAAGAAAACCCAGGAGAUGAGGAAGCAAAAAAUCAAAUCAAUUCUGAGUCAGAUUCAGAUUCUGAAGAAUCUAAGAAGCCAAGAUACAGACAUAGGCUUUUGAGGCACAAACUGACUGUGAGUGAUGGAGAAUCUGGAGAAGAAAAAAAGACAAAGCCUAAAGAGCAUAAAGAAGUCAAAGGCAGAAACAGAAGAAAGGUGAGCAGUGAAGAUUCAGAAGAUUCUGAUUUUCAGGAAUCAGGAGUUAGUGAAGAAGUCAGUGAAUCUGAAGAUGAACAGCGGCCCAGAACAAGGUCUGCAAAGAAAGCAGAGUUGGAAGAAAAUCAGCGGAGCUAUAAACAGAAAAAGAAAAGGCGACGUAUUAAGGUUCAAGAAGAUUCAUCCAGUGAAAACAAGAGUAAUUCUGAGGAGGAAGAGGAGGAAAAAGAAGAGGAGGAGGAGGAGGAGGAGGAGGAGGAGGAAGAAGAAGAUGAAAAUGAUGAUUCCAAGUCUCCUGGAAAAGGCAGAAAGAAAAUUCGGAAGAUUCUUAAAGAUGAUAAACUGAGAACAGAAACACAAAAUGCUCUUAAGGAAGAAGAAGAGAGGCGAAAACGUAUUGCCGAGAGGGAGCGUGAGCGAGAAAAAUUGAGAGAGGUGAUAGAAAUUGAAGAUGCUUCACCCACCAAGUGUCCAAUAACAACCAAGUUGGUUUUAGAUGAAGAUGAAGAAACCAAAGAACCUUUAGUGCAGGUUCAUAGAAAUAUGGUUAUCAAAUUGAAACCCCAUCAAGUAGAUGGUGUUCAGUUUAUGUGGGAUUGCUGCUGUGAGUCUGUGAAAAAAACAAAGAAAUCUCCAGGUUCAGGAUGCAUUCUUGCCCACUGUAUGGGCCUUGGUAAGACUUUACAGGUGGUAAGUUUUCUUCAUACAGUUCUUUUGUGUGACAAACUGGAUUUCAGCACGGCGUUAGUGGUUUGUCCUCUUAAUACUGCUUUGAAUUGGAUGAAUGAAUUUGAGAAGUGGCAAGAGGGAUUAAAAGAUGAUGAGAAGCUUGAGGUUUCUGAAUUAGCAACUGUGAAACGUCCUCAGGAGAGAAGCUACAUGCUGCAGAGGUGGCAAGAAGAUGGUGGUGUUAUGAUCAUAGGCUAUGAGAUGUAUAGAAAUCUUGCUCAAGGAAGGAAUGUGAAGAGUCGGAAACUUAAAGAAAUAUUUAACAAAGCUUUGGUUGAUCCAGGCCCUGAUUUUGUUGUUUGUGAUGAAGGCCACAUUCUAAAAAAUGAAGCAUCUGCUGUUUCUAAAGCUAUGAAUUCUAUACGAUCAAGGAGGAGGAUUAUUUUAACAGGAACACCACUUCAAAAUAACCUAAUUGAGUAUCAUUGUAUGGUUAAUUUUAUCAAGGAAAAUUUACUUGGAUCCAUUAAGGAGUUCAGGAAUAGAUUUAUAAAUCCAAUUCAAAAUGGUCAGUGUGCAGAUUCUACCAUGGUAGAUGUCAGAGUGAUGAAAAAACGUGCUCACAUUCUCUAUGAGAUGUUAGCUGGAUGUGUUCAGAGGAAAGAUUAUACAGCAUUAACAAAAUUCUUGCCUCCAAAACACGAAUAUGUGUUAGCUGUGAGAAUGACUCCUAUUCAGUGCAAGCUCUAUCAGUACUACUUAGAUCACUUAACAGGUAACCAAUACACCUUGCUGAUUUCAUCUUCUCUAUAAAGACAUUCUUUUUCCAAAGAUUAUUGCAGUCAUCUUACUAUGUCUGUUCUUUUUCAGUUUUCCAUUUGAAUAAAAUGGGUAUGCUUAAAAGCAUAAAAUAUUUCUAAUUAAAAAACACUGAUGCUGUCAAAAUUAAAAUCAAGAAGCAAACUGAUGAAAAAGAUAUACAGCACAUAUGAAUAAUGCCCUUAAUUUGUAAAGAGCUUUUAUUUCAGAAAAAUUAUGAAUGUGAAUAAAUCCAUAAAAGAAGAUAUACAAAAUUCCAGAGUAUUUUUUUAAAAGUAUUCACCCACAUUAAUAAUAAAAGGCAUGUAAGUUAAAUUCAUGAGUUUGUUUCUCAGUUAUUUAAUUAACAAAGGUUGAAGGCAGAAAAGGUAACAUGGAAGGCAAGGCAUGUAGUAUGCACUCCAUGUUAUUAUGCACUCCAUGUUAUUAUAAAAAUGCACACAAAUGCCUAAAAUACAGCAAAAUGCUAACAGAAGUUGUUUUCUGGGUGUUUUUGUUAUGAAGACCUUCUAGUUUAUUUCUUGUAUUUUUCUAUGCUUUAAAAAAAUACAAUGAGUAGUUAUUGUUUUACCAUCAAUAAGCUUUUGCGUGUGUGUGUCUGUGUCCCUCUGUGCCUGAAGUUGUCUGUCUUCACACAACAAAACCUUUGGACUGGAGUGAGAUUUCUUACUUGUUGGUCACUUAUUCUGGUACAUUUCCCCAAAUGAUAUUACAUAUUUAAUUAGGAGAUACAGGUUAGAGGGUGCUCUUUGGCCCAUUGUGAAUACAGUAAUUGAUCAAAAGAAUAGAGGAGGAUGGAAGUAUGUACACACAUAUUAAAAUGAUACUUAAUUAUAGCUAAAGUGGUACUCUUUUUGUAAUAGCAGUGCAUUCUAGAGAGUAAUAUGAUGAUAGUUCUCAAGAAACAUUCUGCUGGGGAAAACAGUAUUUGAAUCUUAGUAUUUUAUGGAACUGCUUUUUUGCUCUUAUAAAAACAAUUUUUGUAUUGACUUUUGGAAGAAAAUCAGUUCCAAUAAAGCACACAUUUUCAUUUGUAUAUCUAUCAGAAGCUGGUAGAUUUACUAUACUAUUCUUUUUUGAAUAAUAAAAAUUGCAGGCAUAAUUAAAUAACCAAAUAGUUAUCCCAAUGAGAGAGUUGCUGUGUAGUUUAAGAGAGGGAUGUUCAGAUCUGUCUUUCAUUAAUCUCUGAGUGAUAAGGAGUAAUAAAUUUGGUCAUUUAAUAUUUUUUCCUUUUAAAAUGUUUUAUAUUAGGGAAAAUGCUCACAAUAGUGUUUUCAGAUUUUAUAGAAUUGGUUGUCUUUAAUAACAAUCUUAGGCUGGGCAUGGUGGUUCAUGCCUGUAAUCACAGCACUUUGGGAGGCCAAGAUGGGAGGAUGACUU
Cercocebus atys (sooty mangabey) is the source of this 7348-nucleotide messenger RNA. It is a transcript of the gene ATRX, whose product is annotated as alpha thalassemia/mental retardation syndrome X-linked. Lineage: Eukaryota; Metazoa; Chordata; Mammalia; Primates; Cercopithecidae. The transcript has 22 exons. Gene Ontology annotation, molecular function: ATP-dependent chromatin remodeler activity; ATP binding. Bases 482 to 5962 code for a protein of 1826 amino acids. The record is from RefSeq and is a predicted model, not a curated record.